This is a messenger RNA of Diaporthe batatas, 3137 nucleotides long. RefSeq lists its product as uncharacterized. Bases 984 to 2714 code for a protein of 576 amino acids. Lineage: Eukaryota; Fungi; Ascomycota; Sordariomycetes; Diaporthales; Diaporthaceae. The record is from RefSeq and is a predicted model, not a curated record. The transcript has a single exon.
GGCGGGCCAGGGAGCUUCACCCUAAAACAAAACGACUCCUCUCCUCUCUCGACACAUUUCGUCUGCUGCUGCUGCUGCUGCUGCUCCUGCUGCCGCUGCCGUGAGAGGGCCCCCGAGCAGGGACAACGCACAACGCACGGCGCACGGCGCACGGCAACGGUUUGAUUGAAUGCCAAUCCGACAACGCAUUCACGCUCCCGCCUCUCUCAAUUUCAAUCCCUUCCCUUUUCUUUCUUUUCCCAGGGUCGAUUAGGUCGACUGGUUUAUUCCCGGGGCUCGACACGGCACGCGAUACGACAAGAUCGUGCAUUCUGUCGCCGACAUACUCCUCUUUCUUCCUCUUGCUGCUGCUGCUGCUGCCGCUGCUCGUCAUCGCGCCGCGACAAGCAGCCACCGCCCUCCCACCCCACCCCCCGCCGAACCACCACUCUCGAGAUUACGGUGCGUCUGUUCAAUCGAAAGUCGACGCCCCGAGGUCACACGCGCGCCGGACAGGUGCCAAUCCAGCAAUCGCAUUCCCGAGGUGGUGUUCUUCAACACCUGCUUCAUCUGAGACAUACAGCUUGGGCCACACCAUGAUACCUCAACUCGCCCUCUGCCCGCGACAAGACUCUCUGUGACGCCUGCCUACACCGACCAUUGUCUGCCGGGGCCACUCGAGACCACUCCAGCCUGUCGUCGUCCUGCACGCGAUCUCCUCUCGCCUCCUCUCGCCUCUCGCCUCCCGCCUCCAAAUCCAAACCAAAAGUCCAUACUCCUCCCCCACACACCGUCGCUGCCACCACCACCUGCACACAAGCUCGAACACGGGGCCAAGCCUGGACCACCACAACCCAGCCCGGAGUACGACUCUACACUCGCAUCCGCCUGCAUACGUGCUACGGCAGCACUUCGCAUCCCGCAUCCUCACCGCGCUGUAUAUAUAUGAUAAGCCACAUAGUCAACGGCCUCUGGAGGGCGAACACGCGCUCGAGAGUGGAGACAUGAAUACCGACGCUUCCUCCUCCCACUUCUCCCCCUCCAUCAAGCCUGCUUCCCGUCAUCACCCACCCACACCCUCCGACUCCUUCGGCAGCUCCCAGAACGCCUCCUCCUCCUCCGCCUCCUCCUUGUCCCCAUGCCCCGGCCCGGCCCCUGCCACCUCUUCUUCCCCAACCCAUGUCCCUGCUGCUUCCAACUCUCAUGAUACCCGAGCUGGCCCUCAAAAACCCUCCCCUACUCCCAUGAGGUCUGGCCUUCCCUUCUCACUCCCUCUGUUCUUUCAGUCAAACAACACCUCCAUCGCCUCCCUGGUGCCGUCCACCGCAGAGGGCAAGCCCAUCCCCCUCGAUGACAGCACCGCAGCCCACCGGACACUGGCACUGAGGGAGCUGAACAGCAACUUUCCUUCGCCCGUUGCUCGCCACAAAUAUGAGCGGUCCACCGGCGCCCAGAGCAAGACUUAUUCCAAGCCUGUCAUAGUUAGGACCUAUAGCGGACCAUCUCCUUCGCAGGGCCACUCCCGCUCCAACUCUCACUCGGCCCGCCGUGUGGCUUCCCGUCGAGGGCCGCCUUCGACAACCUCAACAUCCAUCUCCUACGUAUCCCCGGCUGCCCACUCCAGACCCGCUGGAGGGUCACAGAAUGGCAGCAUUCUGAGCAUGGCCCGCGGAAACGCAAAGAAGAAGCUGUGGCCCUGGAGACAGGGCCACGACGAAGUCCCCGCCGAGACCCUGCCGCCGCACGAAGCAUUCUCCUUCAAGGCGAUCAUGGCCAACCUCCAAGCCCAGUCCAAUGAGAUGGACAAUGCCCUCGACGGUAUUGCCGAGAUAUACGCGCGAUCGCGCUACAGUUUGAGCAACCAGUACGAGGUGCACGUAGCACCGCAUGGCUCAGGGACAUCCUUUGUCAGCGCCGUACCGUCGUCAUCCAUCAGGAGAAGAGGCUACACAAAGAACACCCACAGCCAGAACGGCUUGACGCUCCAGGCCAUCCAGUCGGGCGAUGAGGACAACAGCGCGAGUGCACGGUCACAUCGCAAGCGCCGGAGUACUGGGCGCCGCCAGAGCGCAGCCUACGGUACACUGGAGACCAUCAUGUCGUCAAGCAGGUCCUCUGAGGAGGACAAGACCAAGAAGAAGUCGGCGUCAGAGCUCAAGGAUCAAGUACGUGGCCGGGCUUCCUCCAAGUCGGGCCACAGUGGUUCUGGGUCGCCCAAUGCCAGCAAGGCCCCUGGCGCCAAUCCUCUCACCGGAAUGCCGAAACCCAAAGAGGUGACAAGGCAGAGGUCGAGGUCCUUUGCCAAUGCUAUCAUCCACGCUGACAGUUCGAGAUACUCCUUGCCGGGCGACGAGGCAGCUACGCCGCGAACUUCAUCUGCCGCCCUCGUGAGCGAACCGUCCUUACCACAGACAUCUAGCAGCCAUCUGGAGAUCCGGACAACGCCGAAUGAGUUAUUAGGCUCCGAUUCUCCCCGCAGCAGCCAAGCGCAGUCCCCAGCUCGUGACGAGUCUCCGGUAUACGCAUACGCCAAUGGGCACUCGCGGCAAGAGGACGCAAGUACCUCCAAUAUCGCAGCAAGGUCCGGUCUCACUGAUUGGGUCCCAUGGAAAACUGCAUUGUCAGGCGCAAUUGGUAACCCGCAACAAGGUAGUUCCUCUGCUGCCAGGAGCCAAGCAGAGGGGACCCUUCGCGAGUUGCUGAAAGGCAAAGGCAAAUCAAAUGCGGCAGAAUAGUCAGUCGCGUGUCUUGCGGCUGGCUGUCUUCACACCCGCGUGUGGUCUCUUUACCAAAUGUGAUAUAUAGCUGAAUCGUCAUGUCAGUGUUGUCCGUACUUUACGGGCGCACGAAAAGGUCCACAUUGCACGUGUCUUGCGAUGGGCCAACGGCAUAGGAAAAACAAAACAUAUUGACUGAAAUAUACCCAGAUACAGGAACUCAUGAAGGAAUAUGCUUUCUAGACUGCAAGUUAGUACGGGCGGACACAUGUAUACUGUAUGUAUGUAGCUUACGAUGUUUAUGAAGACUAUGAGGAUUGAUCUACGGCCAACUUGCUGUGCGUUUGGGCGUGUCAUUCUGUUGUCGCCCCUCGAGCAGCACAGCCUUGAAGACUCGAUCGCUGGAUGAGAUGCAAAAUUGCUACGGAUCUCUGACGCUGC